Molecule: messenger RNA, 2323 nt
Organism: Coffea eugenioides
Lineage: Eukaryota; Viridiplantae; Streptophyta; Magnoliopsida; Gentianales; Rubiaceae
Product: GPI transamidase component PIG-T
Exons: 5
Coding region: 165-2165 (666 amino acids)
Biological process (GO): attachment of GPI anchor to protein
Cellular component (GO): GPI-anchor transamidase complex
Source: RefSeq, a predicted model, not a curated record
UACACCCUGUUUGCUUCUCCAUUUUCUAAGCAAGCUUUAAUUGGCUUGGGGAAGAUGGCACAGUGAGUCAGAGUGUCCGUGGCUGAAACCUCUGUCUCUUCCUCACUCCGAUGCCACUGCCAGAAAGUGGUGAUAGCAAUUAGCAAAAGCCCACCUGAUAAUAGAUGACGGGUGUAAGAUCGAUAUUUCUGUUUGUUUUACUAUUCUUUGCCUAUGAAACUUCUUUAGCAAGAGCGGAUGUAGGAAAAAAUGAAGAGUUCUCGGAAGCAUUGCUUUUGAGGCCAUUACCUGACCGGAAGGUGCUAGCCCAUUUUCACUUUCAAAGCACGGUGCCUCCUACUAACUCAUAUGGCCGCCACCACCAUCUCUUCCCCAAAUCCAUUUAUCAACUGGUCCAAAAAUUUCAUUUACGGGAAAUGGAAUUGUCAUUUACACAAGGUCGCUGGAAUUAUGAGCGCUGGGGUGGAUAUGACCCCAUAUCAAGCAGCAACGCCAAGCCUCCUGGGGUUGAACUUUGGGCUGUUUUUGAUGUGCCCCAACAUCAGGUUGAUGCUUCCUGGAAAAAUUUAACCCAUGCACUUUCAGGUCUCUUUUGUGCUUCAAUCAAUUUCCUUGAGCACUCAACGGCAUAUUCCACUCCUGAGUGGAGUUUCAGGUCAUCUGGUGGCUACUUAAAGUACGGAACUUUGCCUCGGGAGGCUGUUUGCACUGAGAACCUCACUCCUUGGUUGAAGUUGCUUCCUUGUAGAGACAAAGCUGGGCUUUCUACAUUGAUGGACCGACCCUCCAUCUACAGAGGUUAUUAUCACUCUCAGCGGCUGCAUUUGACAUCUAAUGAAUUUGAUUCCAAUGGAUUAAUCUCUGGAGUAGUACUUGACCAAACUCUUACCAUUGUUCUUCAGCCAAAUAUAAAAGGAACUGGUGCAAUUUUUUCAAGUGGAUCAACACUGCAACCAAGUUGGUCACUGAGUUCACUGUUUGGCCGGAAAGUUGGUGAAAGGUGUGUUCUUUCUAAAUCCAGCAAUGUUUAUGUUCAAUUGGAGCAGAAUUUGGUAUCUCAACUUAUAAAACUAGGAAAUGACGAUAAAGGGUCUCACCAUGAGGUUGAUAUCUCUCAGAACUUCGUGGGUGAUCGAGGUUUUGCGAUAUCAAUUCCGCCAGAUAGACAAAUCAGGGAAGUGGAUAGAUUUGAUACUGGAAGCUUGUCUAUCCUGCAUCAAUUUUCUGUUGAGAACUAUAGCGAUUUAAAACCCUUUGACUUGGAAUUCAGAUGGAAGUUACCCUUAGUUUGGUCAUGCCGACAAGCACCACUAAGUGUCAGCAGAUACCUAAUGGGAAGUGGUAAUGAGAGGGGUUCUAUAGCGAUUUCAUUGAAGUCUACUAGAACGAGUGAAUGCAUGCAAAAUGCUGAUAGUGGUGCAAGUGAAUGUUGGUUGAGGGUUGAUAUUUUCCAAGUUGUGCCUUGGUAUGUGAAGGUAUACUAUCAUACGCUGAAAGUAUUCAUAGACGAACGAUUUCAAACUGUUGCAAAUGCUGUAGAGAGGAUGCAUGUCGUACCUUCUGAAGACAAGGUCUCACCUGGUGUAAUGGAACUGACGUUGAAAUUACCUUGUGGAGUCAGAUCGGCAGCAUUGACUGUAGAGUUUGAUAAGGGGUUUCUGCACAUUGAUGAGUAUCCUCCAGAUGCUAAUCAGGGAUUUGACAUUCCUUCAGCUGUAGUGGUCUUUGGUGACUUUGAGACAAGCAUACAAUUUGCAGAUGAUGAUUACUUGCACAAUAUUCCUUUGUUGUCUAAGCUACAGGAAAAGAGCAGAGUUGUUUCCUAUACAGAAGUAUUGCUAGUGCCUUUGACAACUCCCGAUUUCAGCAUGCCUUACAAUGUUAUCACAAUCACGUGCACAGUUUUUGCCUUGUAUUUUGGGUCUCUGCUUAAUGCAUUGAGAAGGCGUGUGGGUGAAGAAGGAAGGCUUUUGAAAACCAAAGCCACCAAGGAAACAGGUAAACUAAGCUCGCUUCUAGCAAGGUUGUCUGCGAAAUUGAGGGGAAAACCGUGGGAACCACCCGAACAAUCCUCAUCUUCUGCAUCCUUUUUUAACCGUAAGCUCAUUUUGAAAGUCCUGCUAGUUGCUGGUCUUGCUGUUGCUUGGCAAUAUUAUUCGGGUUGACCACAAGUUCAAGCCAUGAGGCUUCUUGUAUACAAUGUGUAUUUAGAGAUUACACAGAUGAGAUUAUCGCUUAGGAGUUUUUUGUCAAUUUUGUGUUACUUACCAACUAAUCCUGUUCUCUAUGGCUGUAAAAUUGUCAUCAGUUGGAAAUUUCAAUA